Protopolystoma xenopodis is the source of this 1029-nucleotide messenger RNA. The record is from the annotation of a GenBank genome assembly. Lineage: Eukaryota; Metazoa; Platyhelminthes; Monogenea; Polystomatidea; Polystomatidae.
AUGCUGCUGGGACAACUGGUGCCGCUCCCUUUUCCACUUUGUCCCGCUUCUCAGUCGUUCCUCUCGGCCGCCGUCGCCACCACCACCACCAGCACCAUCACUGCGCCCCCCUCGACUUCCGGACAUGCCAGCGCCGACCUGACGAAGGCCCGCGCGCCGGAGCCCGGCUUUGUCGAGGUUGCCGAUUUGGCCGAGCUGCUUCGCUCCAGUCAUGCCUGCUCCGGUCUUGCCGGACGGCUGGUCAACUCGCUGACCGCCACUUCCGGUUGCCAUGACGUCGAGACGGCCUCGUUGCUGGCCGCGCCGCCGAGCUCGCCAGUGGCUGCUGGUCCGGCUUCGGGCCAGCGUGUGCAGUGCUACCUCUGCGACCUGCCCCGAUUCCCCUGGGCCAUGCUGACGGAGUUCAGCGAGCCGGUCUGCCGCGGCUGCGUCAACUACGAAGGCGUGGAGCGGAUCGAGCGCGUCCUGGUCCGAGCGCGCCGGUUGAAAUGGCUGCUGGUGCAUGCGGCGCCGACGACCGCCGGCGGCGGCUGCGUCGAGGCAGCCGAGCCGCCUGGCCUGGCUGGGCCGUGCCAAUUGGACGAGACGGUCAAGCGCUCUGAUUGGUCCAAUCUCGGAUCGAUCGAGUCGCUGCCGGAAGCUGGCGCGGCCAAGUCGCAGUCGACUGUCGAGGCGGCCGGCUCGUCAGUUCACCGAAGCCUGCUGGCCCAAUGGCUGGCCGCCAGCGCCGCCGGCGCCGCCGCUUCGCCGGGCGUCUUCAACGCCCAACUUGUCUCCGCCUACCUGCGACUGCUCGCUUCCACGCCAGUGGCGUCAACGUCGACGACAACGGCGACGGCGACGGCGACGGCGACGGUGAUGGCGACGGAUGAAGACGAGCACGGCGUCGCGAACACGCCCGAUCUGCUGCAGCAUCCGAUCUCGCCGAUGCCGACGGCUCUGCUGGCCGGUCUGGCGAGUCUGGAGGCGCCGUUUCUGCUGCGUCUUCGCCACCGGCCGGCCGUGCAGGCCGUCUUCCACGGCCUGACG